AUGUCUUCAACUCAAGAAGAUGAAAAUGAAUUGCCAAGCCUUGAAACUGCUAAAGAAAAAUUUCAUGAACAUGAGAAAUAUAUGCAAUCAUUAACUCAAAGUCAAGAAAGUGUUGGGCGUGUUCUACAUCGUGGUCAUCAUUUAAGUAAAAAAUUAGAAGAUCCAGAACAAUCUGCAGCAAUUAUUAACCAAUUAAAAUCUGUCCAAUCUCGAUGGGAAUUAAUUAGAAUUGGGGCUAUGGAAAGACAAACAGCUCUUCAACAACAAAUUGAAAAAAUACAAAGAGCACAUUUAGAUGAACUUAUUGAAUGGUUGGAGGGAAUAGAAAGAAGAUCAAGACAACAAUUAUGUCCACUUGCCGAAAAUAUUGAUGUUUGUUUAAAACAGCGUGUUGAGGCUGGGGCUUUAAAACGUCAAAUGGAUGAAAAACAGCCAGUCUUUGCACAACUUUCUUCGUUUGUUGAAGUUGUCGAUCAAAGUUCUCAACAAAAACAAAAAGAAGUUGAGCAACAAAAAAGUAAUUUACAAAAUUUGGAAAUUUUGGUUAAACAGGUUGAUAAACGUUGGAAUAAACUUUUAGAAUUAAUCACUUUACAUACAAAAUUACUUGAAGGACUUGGUGAUUUAUUAGAAAAAUAUGAACAAUUAAAUAAUGAAAUAUUUGAAUGGCUAAAUGAAAAACUAAAUAAAUUAAAUAAAUUAAAAACCCCAAAUGAAUUAAAUACAGAAGAAGAAGUACAAAAUUAUUUAGGAAUUCUUCGAUCAAUGGAAAAAAGUUUAGAAAAUCAAAAACAACUUUUUGAAAAAUUUUCAACAAUUUCUAAAGAAUUAAUUAAUAGAUUUGAAAAAGGAAAGAAUUUGGGGGCUUCUCAAAAUAUUAGUGAUAAAUUAAAGGAAUUAAAUAAUAAACGUGAUGGAAUUUUGAAUAAAUUAGAAGAAAAUUCAGAAAUGUCAGGAAAAGUAAAAUUACAAACAAGUGAACUUCCAAUUCCGUCAAUAGAAGAUGAAGAACAGCCAAGAAGAAAAAUAACAUUAGAAACAAUAUAUUCUGUGGAUGAAAGUCGUCGAGGUUCAGAAUCCCCUCAAUCAGCUGCGAAAAAAAGAAAAUUACUUCAAUUACCACCGGCAGAACAUUUAACUAUUGAGGAAACGGAAGAAGGGCCUGUGAAAAAAGAAUUUAGAUUUGAAGAAGAAGAAAUAAAAGAAUUAAAAGAAGGUGAUUAUGAAAAACAAUCUUCUCCUAAACAAACUGAAGAAGAGAAAACUUCGACAUUAUUAAAUCAAUUUAUACAAAAAGUUUCUUCUUUAAAUCAAAAACUUCAACCGUUAAUUGAAUGGACUAGAUCAGAAUUUGUGCAACAACAAAUGUCCAGUCAACAAGAAAAAGAAAGUUUAACAAUUAAAAAACCUCAAAAUAUAAAACAAGCAGUACUUAAUUGCCAAAAACGAUUAAAUGAAGUGCGAGAAAUGGAACCUGCUGUGACUAAAUUGCAAAUACAACUUGAAUUUUUGCACAAUCGCGUCAAAUUGAGUUCAAAACAAUUGCAUGCAGUAAAUGAAAUUUUUGACGAUUUUAUGUCACGAUGGUCUUGUGUUGUUGGGACUAUAAGUAAAGUUUUAAGUAAUUUAUCUCGGCCAGAACCUUUAAUAAAAAGUCCAAGUAAAACACCAGAAAGGCAACAAAAACACUCAACAAAUCAAAAUAAAAUAUUUUUGAUGAUUGAACAAUUAGAUCAAUGGUUAAUUGCUUCUUCUAAAUAUUUGGAUGAAUUACCCCCACAAAUGCCAGCAAACGAUAAAUUUGAUAAAAUUGCUAAAAUUGCAAAACAAUUGGGGGAACAACAAGCACAUUUAAGUCAUUUGAAGAGAUUGGCAAAGCUCUCCCCCGAAGAAAUCAAAGCAUUAUUAGAAUUAGAAAAAAGAAUGAUUUCUUUAUUAAAUCGAAUUGAUAAAUUAACUGAUGCUACUGAAGAAGAGGAACAACCAACUAAAUUAAAAAUUGAAGAAAAAAUACGUCCACAAAUAGGUUCAAGACUUUCACCACGUACAACAACUGUUCAGUUAAAACAAGAGGAUAAUUUAGAAGAAAUACCUUCAACAAGUACUCAACAACAAUCAACCUCUCCUCCUUUGCCAAUGGACGAAGCUGAAACUUUAAGAAUGAAAUUACUUGUUGAAGAAGAAAAAGAAAUUGAAGCUAGUAAUUUAGGUUUAGAGAAGGAAGAGGAUGAUGAAUGGACAAAAUGGUUGAGAGAAAAGGAAAAAGAAUUAAAAUUAAAUGAAGAAUGUAUUCCCGGUGAUUUAAAAUCAUUAUCUGCACAAUUGGAAAAAUGUGAUGAAAUGAUUGCCGAAUUACGUAAUAAACGUUGUGCUGCUUCUUCAAGUGAAUCAGAUGUUGAAAUGGUUGCUCCAUUAGAAGGUUUAUUACGGGCUGCUGAAACUAAAAGAAAUCAUUGUGUUGAUAGUAUAAAUAAAACACAAUUAUCUAUCCACAAAGCUGUUAAAUUGGAAGAAAUUGGUGAUCAAUUUAAAAGAGAACUUGAAUGGUUAAGAAGAAAUUUAUCUGUUGAUGAAUCUUCUUUAAAAGAAUCUUUUGAAAGAAUUAAAUAUUUAAAAACUUCUUUACAAUUACAAGAAGAAACAAAAAAAGAAACUUUAAAUUUAUUAGAAGAAGUUGCACAAAUUGCUUUAAAAAAGAAAUCAAGUGGCUCUAAUAUAUCUGGGGAACAAAUGAGGGAAAGAAUUGUGAAAUUAAAAAAUCAGUGGAAAAUGAUAGAAAAUGAGAUUGAGGUAAAAAAAUUAUUUUUGGAAAUAUAUCGAGAAUAUAAAUUGAAGGAAUUACUUGAUUGUUGUAAUAGAGAAAGUCAAAGAAGGGCAAAUUCUUGGCUUAAUUCUUUAAAAUUACUUUUAGAAGAAUUAGAACAAGCAUUGAAAGGAAGUUUUGAAUCUGCAACAGAUGCAGAAGAAUUGAGUGAACAUUUAGAUAAUUUAGAACGUCUUUUAGAUAGACUUGGGUCUAUUGAAAGGGAAGCUGAAGAAGAGGAAUAUAAAUUGGAAAUUACAGAAUUCCAUCCACAAUUAAUUGAAUUAACAAAGCAAAGGGAAUCUUUAAUUAAAGCUACAUAUGAGAGAUGUACACAAUUAAGGAAGACUGUUGCUAAUUGUGAACAUUUUGAACAAAGAUUGUGUCAAAUGCAUAAUUGGGGAGCAAAUAUGCAACAAAUAUUAAAUCAAAGACUUGCAUCAGAUACUUAUUCUUUGGAAGUACCCAAUGAAUAUAAGAAAAUUGAUAAAGAAUUUUCUGAAUAUAAUAAACUUGUUGAAGAUUUAAAUGGAUAUAUCCAUCAAUCAAAAUCAGAAUUUGCAUCUACAGAACGUUUAAAACUUCAAUUAGAUCAUGCAAAUCAACAACUUUCUUUAUUACGCCCAAAGUUUACAGAAUUUAAACAACCAAUUGGCCUUUUUGAAAGAAUGGAUAGAAUUCAACAACAAUUAACUGAAAUUGAAUCUUCUAUGGAUGAUUUGGCUGGAAUUGAAUCAGAGAAUUGUGAAUUCUGUCUUCUACAUUUAGAACAAAUUCAAAACCAAUUAGAAGAAUUAAGCACAGAUUGUGCUGCUUGUGAAGCUUCACGGGAUACUUUAAUUCGUGAAGGUAUAAUAGAAGAAAUACAGGCAAUUAAAUUAUCUGCUCAACUUUCUGAAAUGACUAAAAAAUGUGUUGAUGAAUUGGAAAAUAGAGCAACAAUAAAUAUUCAAAGAUUAAAAAGAGCUGUCGAUUUUGUUGAAAAAUUUGAUAGAGAAUGUGCUGUACUUGAUAAAUUAUUGGGGGAAGUAGAAAAUAGAUUAAUACAAAAUGAUGAAAAUAUUAAAAAUGAGAAGCAAACUCAAAGAUCUGUUAAAAUAAUUGACGAAUUAUAUAGACAAUUACGUGCUGCAACUGAUUCAACUUCAAAAGCCAAUGAAUUAGAAAGUUUUCUUCGAAAUUUAGCUAUUAGAUUACCUAAAGAAAAAAUUGAAUUUAUUAAAAAUGCAGAACAGCGUUGUUCUAAACUUAGAGAUAAAUUGGAUGAUUGGAAUGAAUUAAUUAACAAUCAAAUACCCAAAAUAAAUGAAAAAAGUGAAAUUAAACAACAAAAAGACCAAAACAUAUUAAUUGAGGAAGGGAUUUUUAAUGAAAUAAAUGAAUUGGCCAAAGAAUUGGAUAAACGAUUUGGACAAUUAGAACAACUAAAUUCAUUACCAAGUUAUCAAUUAAUUGAACGAUUAAAUGCCCUUCGACCAUUAAAAGAACGUUUUGAACAUUUAUCAUUACAAACUUUAUCAAGAAAGGAUUUCGGUUCUAAAGUAGCUCCUCUUUUAGCUAAUCUAAGUUCUAGAUGGCAAAAUUUAACAAUAAAGGCUUCUGACAGAAAACGGCAAGAAGAACAAAUUAAAUAUCAAGAAUAUUUGAAUUUAAAUCAAGAACCAGCCUGUACUAGUCCAUUAUCAAUUGGUGAGAUAUCGCCAACAACCGCUUAUCAAGAGGGAUUAAAUGAAAAUGAAUCGCUAGAAGAUGUACGAGAUUUUGGACAACAAGUUCAAUCGACAAUUGAACAUUUUGAAAGGGCUAAACGUCAUCUUAAUUAUUCUAGACAUCCUGUUAAUAAUUUACAAGAUUGGGAACAACGUUUAAAUAAAAUUGGUCAAUAUGUUGCCAAUCGAAAACUCAAUUUUGACGUUUUAAUAGCUGGAGGAAAGCAUAUUGCAGAAUCUGGCCCAGUUGAAUUAUUAACUUCAGCAGCACUUUCUAAACUCGACGAACUUAUAGAUUUAGUCCAUAAUGUAGAUGAGCAAGUUGAAAGAGAAGAACAAAGACUUCACAAUAUAUGCCAACAAUUUGGGAUUUUUAAUGGACAAACACAAAUGGCUAGAGAGAGAUUGGAAGCUAUGGAAAUGAAAGCAAAUACUUUAAAUACACACGCAAUUGAUCCUACUCCUGUUAUUGUAAGUAUAUUUUUAUUUUAA
Meloidogyne enterolobii is the source of this 5004-nucleotide messenger RNA. NCBI's taxonomy places the organism in Eukaryota, Metazoa, Nematoda, Chromadorea, Rhabditida, Meloidogynidae. The record is from the annotation of a GenBank genome assembly.